This is a messenger RNA of Phacochoerus africanus (Common warthog), 2847 nucleotides long. It is a transcript of the gene ZNF48, whose product is annotated as zinc finger protein 48. The record is from RefSeq and is a predicted model, not a curated record. Gene Ontology annotation, molecular function: RNA polymerase II cis-regulatory region sequence-specific DNA binding; DNA-binding transcription factor activity, RNA polymerase II-specific. NCBI's taxonomy places the organism in Eukaryota, Metazoa, Chordata, Mammalia, Artiodactyla, Suidae. The transcript is spliced from 3 exons. The coding region runs from base 174 to 2054 and encodes 626 amino acids. Gene Ontology annotation, biological process: regulation of transcription by RNA polymerase II.
GAGCCCCCUCCCCGCUUGGCGCGGAGCCCGCAUCCCUGAGCCCCCGGCGGCUCGGGCACCGGAGCCCCGCCGAGGAGCUCCGCAGGGCGCCGGGGUGGCGGCGGCGGCGGCGGCGGCCGGAGGGGAAGGGGGCAGCCGCACACCGGAAGGAGCAGCAGGGCGGCCUGCCGGCGAUGGAGCGCGCGGUGGGGUCCUGGGGCCCCGAUCUCCGUGGCCCAGACGACAGGGAGCAGCUGAGAAGCGCCCGCACAGGUCUGGGGAGUGAGAAUGUGGCGAUGUCUCAACCGGAUGAGUUUGCACAUGGCCCACAAGAAGAUGACUUGGGCUUCAAGGAAGAGGAAGAUUUGGCCCCAGGCCAUGAAGUAGGAAGUGCCUCUCUCAAACCCGAGGGCAUCCAGACCUGGGAUGACUUGUGGGUCCAGAGAGAGGGACCUGGAAAACCUCAGGCUCGGGACAGAGGCCCUCGGCUCCUGGGAGAACCACGCUGGGGCCAGGCUAGUGAUCGGGCCGCCGUGUGUGGCGAGUGUGGCAAGAGCUUUCGCCAGAUGUCCGAUCUGGUGAAACACCAGCGGACCCACACAGGGGAGAAGCCGUACAAGUGCGGGGUCUGUGGCAAGGGCUUUGGGGAUAGCUCUGCUCGGAUCAAACACCAGCGGACUCAUAGUGGUGAAAAGCCCUACAGAGCCCGGCCACCGGCCCAGGGCCCCCCAAAGAUUCCGCGGUCCAGGAUCCCUGCUGGUGAGCGCCCCACUAUCUGUGGUGAAUGUGGCAAGAGCUUCCGACAGAGUUCUGACCUGGUGAAACACCAGCGGACACACACAGGGGAGAAGCCCUACAAGUGUGGCAUCUGCGGCAAGGGCUUUGGCGAUAGUUCUGCCCGCAUAAAGCACCAGCGGACACACCGCGGGGAGCAGCCCCCCCGGCCCGUGGUGCCCCGGCGGCAGCCAUCUCGAGCGGCCACGGCGGCCACACAGGGACCUAAGGCCCAGGACAAGCCAUAUAUCUGCACCGAUUGUGGCAAAAGAUUUGUGCUCAGCUGCAGCCUCUUGAGCCACCAGCGCAGCCACCUGGGGCCCAAGCCUUUUGGCUGCGAUGUGUGUGGAAAGGAGUUUGCCCGGGGCUCGGAUCUGGUGAAGCACCUGCGGGUACACACGGGCGAGAAGCCCUACCUCUGCCCUGAGUGUGGCAAGGGCUUUGCUGACAGCUCUGCCCGGGUCAAGCACCUCCGCACCCACAGUGGCGAGAGGCCUCAUGCCUGUCCCGAGUGUGACCGCACCUUCAGCCUCAGCUCCACCCUCCUCCGACACCGCCUCACGCACAUGGAGCCCCAGGACUUCAGCUUCCCAGGCUACCCCCUGGCCCCUCUGAUCCCCAGCCCACCCCCCAGCUCAAGCCCACCCCCGCCUCCCCUCGGCACCAGCCCCCCGCUGACACCUCGAAGCCCUUCACACUCGGGCGACGGCCCUUUUGGCCUGCCUGGCUUGGAGCCGGAGCCCGUGGGCCCACAAGCUGGGGAGCCACCCCCACCCCUGGCAGGUGACAAGCCCCACAAGUGCCCUGAGUGUGGCAAGGGCUUCCGCCGAAGCUCGGACCUGGUGAAACACCAUCGUGUACACACGGGGGAAAAACCCUACCUCUGCCCUGAGUGUGGCAAGGGUUUUGCCGACAGCUCCGCCCGAGUCAAGCACCUCCGCACCCACCGUGGGGAACGGGCUCGGCCGCCACCACCGUCCACUCUCCUGAGGCCACAUAACCCCCCAGGCCCAGCACCCACAGCCCCUCGAUCCCGAGUGCGGGCUCAGCCCUCCGGACCCAGCCAGCCCCACGUGUGUGGCUUCUGUGGGAAGGAGUUUCCCCGGAGCUCAGAUCUGGUCAAACAUAGGCGCACACACACUGGGGAGAAACCAUACAAGUGUGCAGAGUGUGGCAAGGGUUUCGGAGACAGUUCUGCCCGUAUCAAGCACCAGCGUGGGCACCUGGUCCUGAGGCCCUUUGGGACUGGGGAUGGUCGGGCAAGGCCCCUCAAAGAGGAGCCUCCAACAGGACUGGAGUGAUGGGGUCUAGGGAGGGUGGAGGCCCAGGAGACCAAAGGGAGGGUAUCUGCUGCUUAAGCAGAGAAGAAAGGGCCUGGGAGGUGGUGGGAGGGAGAAGGAGGGGAAGAUAAGGGAGAAAGGAGUGAAUAGAUAGAAAUAGAAAUUGGAUACCAUGACCUUGAAGCUCAGGAAACUGUCCUGGCUGGGAUCAGGACCUUGCCGGUGCGGUCUGUACCCCUAGUUUCUAGACCACUGCCUAGUAUAUAUACGGUAGGCUCUCAAUAAAUACUUGCUGAAUGAAUAAACUGGCCUUAGCCUGAGGGCCCUUAGAGAACUCUAAAUCCCUGCUGCCCCUUAACCUGUUCAUUGAUGGCUCCCAACCUUGCCCUUGGGAGACCAGCACGCUGAACCGGGGGCUUGUUGACCUAUGAGCGGCAACGAGACUGCUGAGGUUUAGAGGGACAGAGUGAGGCAAGGCCAUCUCGAUCAUCCUACUGAUGGGGAGAGGAGCUGUGAGGCAGGCUGUACCCAGCCUCAGGCCACUGGAUAUGGUCCUAGCCAAGAAGGGGACACUUGGCCAGAGCCCAGACCUGUCUGCCCUAGAGAAGCCCAAACUGCCCCGAUUCGUGGAUACUGACUGCAUAGACCAGAGACAGCAGAAGCAGCACUCAUCUGCUCUGGAAGCUACGCCCAGGUCCUCGGGGACAUCAGCAGAGACACACAGGCUGGGAGAAGGGCAGUACCAGAGUGAGGAGAGGCCAGGGAAGGCCACAUCUCCAUGUGUCUCCUCGCCAAUAAACUGCUUCUUGUCUGA